Molecule: messenger RNA, 1545 nt
Organism: Juglans regia (Persian walnut)
Lineage: Eukaryota; Viridiplantae; Streptophyta; Magnoliopsida; Fagales; Juglandaceae
Exons: 1
Coding region: 1-1545 (514 amino acids)
Source: RefSeq, a predicted model, not a curated record
AUGGCAUUGGAAAAAGGGAAUCUUUCUGACCUAGGAUGGAGAGGGAAUAAGUUCACAUGGAGCAAUAAACAUGAGGAUGAUACAUUUACUAAAGAAAGGUCGGAUAGGGUGGCCAAUCCAAGCUGGGCACAAUUGUAUAGAGAUUACUGGGUGGAGGUUCUGGCAGGAAGAAGCUCAGAUCAUAGGCCAUUGCUGCUGACUUUGUGUAAGGAAGGGAGGAGCAAUUGGAGAGGCAGGAAAGUUUUUAGAUAUGAAAAUAGUUGGGCUAAGGAAGAUGAUUGUGAAAAAGUGAUUAGAAGGGUGUGGGUUAGUAGUGUAGAAAUGGGUGAGCAUACAAAAAAUUUCAAAAAUUUGCUGGAAAGUUGCAACAAGGCACUUGUGAAGUGGAAUGAUCAGAACAAAGUGGAUAGGGUGAAAAAAAUUAAAGAGAAGACUGAAUUUCUAAAAAAGCUACAAGAUGAGGAGAGUAGGCACAACUCAACAGAGAUUAAAAGGGUGCAAAGGGAUGUAGGGCUCUUGCUUGAGAAAGAUGAUGUAAAGUGGAAGCAAAGGGCAAAAAGGAAUUGGCAUGCCUCGGGUGACAGGAACACCAAGUUUUUUCACGCUUGUGCAAACCAGAGAAGAAUGAAGAAUAGCAUUAAUCAAGUGAGGGAUGAACAAGGAAGAGUGUUCAGAAGUCAUGUGGAAGUUGAUGAAGCUUUCAGAUCUUAUUUUGAAAGGUUGUUCAGUACCUCAAACCCAAGUACAGCUGCUAUGGAGGAGUGUCUGCAACAUGUAGUACCUCGGGUGACAAGUGAGAUGAAUGAAAAACUAAGAAGAACUUUUAGCAGAUUGGAGAUAGAAGAGGCUAUUAAAAGUAUGGCCCCUUUGAAGUCACCAGGCUCUGAUGUUUUUGGUGCUUGUUUCUACCAAAAUCAUUGGGCAACAAUAGGUGAUAAGGUGUGUUUGACAGUACUGGACCUGCUGAAUGGUAAAAUUCCUUUCAAUUCAAUUAACUAUACUUUUAUUGCUUUGAUUCCCAAAACAAAGGACCCUAAGUUGGUAACUGAAUAUAGGUCUAUUAGCCUUUGUAAUGUCAUCUACAAGAUGGUGUCCAAAGUGAUAGCUAACAGACUCAAAGAAGUGUUGUCAGUAACUAUUUCCACCAACCAAAGUGUUUUUAUUCCUGGUAGGAUCAUAACUGAUAAUGUAAUGGUGGCUUAUGAGGUAUUACACUCAAUAAAGGUGAGGAAGAAGGGUAAAGAAGGCAGUAUGGCUAUCGAGUUGGAUAUGUCCAAGGCAUAUGAUAAGAUGGAAUGGCCUUAUGUGGGUGCUGUUAUGAAAAGGCUUGGGUUUUGUGAUGAAUGGGCAGAUUUAAUCAUGAAGUGUAUUAGCUUAGUUUCUUUCUCAGUGUUGAUCAAUGGCAAACCAAGAGCUAUAGUAAAUCCUUCAAGGGGACUUAGACAAGGGGAUCCUCUAUCCCCCCUUAUCUAUUUAUCUUGUGUGCAGAGGGGUUUAGCUCUUUAUUCAAUAAUUCAGAUCUUAAAGGGGACACAAAAGAAAUAA